This is a messenger RNA of Hippocampus comes (tiger tail seahorse), 1551 nucleotides long. RefSeq names its product matrix-remodelling associated 7 (gene mxra7). Bases 586 to 1284 code for a protein of 232 amino acids. NCBI's taxonomy places the organism in Eukaryota, Metazoa, Chordata, Actinopteri, Syngnathiformes, Syngnathidae. The transcript has 5 exons. The record is from RefSeq and is a predicted model, not a curated record.
UUGCAUUGAACACGAAUGCCAACAGAGAUAUGUUACGUUAUGACUGCUGCUUCACAGAGAGACUUGAACUUUAGAUAUCACUGUUAUUGCAAGUCACUUGAUGUACAUUUAUGUCCGCGUAAAGACAAUGCUACUCGAAACUUUGGACAAGUCCGGCCAAGCUGUUCUGUCGUCAUGGAAACGAAUGUAAUCACACACCCGGAAGUAUCCUCGGCUCAGGCGAGCGUUUUCCGCUGACCUGUGCUUGACUUGUUUUUUUUUUUUUUUUUGUAAGUCACCCUGCGCCUACACGGGUACUGUCACGAGCUAUCCAUCCACGGUACAUCUGGACACUGGUCCGCUGAUGCGAUUAUCACCGAGAUGACGAGCCGAGCACGUUGAACGUCGGCGCGCCUGAUCGCCAAUGGAAAGGGAGGGGGCGGUGCCAGGUGACGUGACGUCGGACACUGACAGCGCCUCUUGCUUGAUCCAGUCAACGCCGCUCGUUUAGGCAGCUUGUCUGGGGGCGAUUAUAUCCUCAAAGCGUCGCCAUGGCUGCUGGUCGAACCACGCAAGACUAUUAAAAAAAAUAAAAAUAUAUCAGCCAUGGAUUGGACUUUCAUUUUAUUCGCCGUCAUCUUCACACUGCUCGCCCUGGUGGUCGCGACGUCGCUUUUAAACGGUUCCUCCCGGUCGUCUUCAGCCAGGAGUUACCCAAAUGGACCCAUCGCGGACGCCGUCAGAGGGGGCGAGACUGAGGCAAAGCAGAACGGCCAUUUAUCGGAUAAUUCUAACAAGGGGACGGCGGAGGAGGUGGCUGUGGGGGACGACUGGUGCGAGAUGAGCGGCAGCUCCCACGACCACUGGGACGUGGUCAAAUCUGUCCUAUCAGAGGAGGCUGAAACCCGUCCCGCCAGCGAGGAGCCGGAGGCCGCGGCGGUCGCGGUGACGGCCCCAGCCGAGCUCUCCUCCUCCUCGUCGGCAGCGUCCAGCCUGUCCGUGCCGCGGCCGGACUCCAGGCAUGCCAGUUUUGACUCGUCAUCCGAGACUGAUGGAGACGCAGAGAGCCCGGACGUCAACGAUAAAUCGGAGUUCCACACCAACAAUUCCUUGAAGUACGUCCCCGGAAAGUCACGCUCCCAUCACCUGGAGAUGAUGAUGUCCAAAGACGAACUAGAAGAGGAGCAGAGGGUGCAGCGGGAGCAGCUGGCUGCCAUCUUCCAACUGCUCAAGGACAACACGGAGACGUUCGGCGAAGUCUCCGAGGGCGACAUGGAGGAGCAGCUGCGUCUCUACUCCAUCUGAGGAGGGAGACAGACAAUGACGACGUCACAUGCGCUGCCUUAACCUGCCGACCAAACUCACCAGCACACUUGUGACAGUAUUCCAGCAGCCGCUAUUUUGUUGUGACCCCCCAAAAAAACCGAGUGGUCCGUCCGUCUUGCUUUUUCGGUUAUUCCCAGGCUGGACUUAACGCAGCACAAAGACACCAAGUGAGCAACUUCCAAUAUAAACGCGACACCCCCGUGUAACAUUCCGCUGUUGUGUAAUAAAUAAAAAAUUGAACACGCA